CCAGUUCGUUUCCAGCUCUCUCCUCCAGCGGCGCGACCACCACCAUCGGCCCACCACCAUGGAAACCGACCAGUGCGCAUUCUGACUUCAGUCUGGCAGACGGUUUCAACCUGUCUGGUCGGCGCAGGUGUGUCCGGCGCACCGGUCGUUGUUGCCAGCCGCGUUCGGUCGUCCACGUCGUCGUGCGGAUUCCCUGGAGGUCGUCGUCGCGGUGUCGUGCGCGGUAUACACGCAGAGAGGUGACGGGGAGAAGCUGGAAGCGCGCACGACAGUGUCGAGAGGGUCGCGUUGGCGGGGCCGAGCCGGGAUUUAUGGAACCACCCCAUGGAUAGUAACAUGUCAACUGCGGCCUUCAUACACCGGUCCGGUGGCUCUUCCAGCGCGUCAAGUGCUGGCACGGGAUCAUCGACCGGUGGAGGUCCUGGGAACCCGGCAGGAGGCAGCAGGAUGGCCGUCAUUGGCGUGACCAGGAACGUACGACUGAGGCGUCGCGGUAACGCCGGCUUCGGAUUCUCCUUGCGGGGUGGACGAGAAUACGCCGCCGGGUUUUACGUCAGCGACGUCCAGCCAGGCGGCGAAGCCCAUCGGAACGGAUUGAGGGUGGGCGAUCAGAUCUUACGUGUGAACGGAUACCCGGUGGAGGACGCGGUGCAUCAGGAAGUCGCGUUGCUGGCAAAGAAUCAGCAAGUGCUGGUGCUCAAAAUUCGAAGCGUAGGGAUGAUACCCGUGAAGGACAACCCGAACGAUCCGGUUACUUGGCACAUGGUGCAGCAACAGCAACAGCAGCUGCAAUACAACGAAACUGGUUUAGGUGGCAUCCCGAGCGCAGAAGUCAGAAUUCGGAUUCUCGUUGGCGAAAAGGGUCGCCUGGGCUGCGGCGUUUGCCGGGGCAUCGUGCCUGGUCUCACUGUUCAGGGCACGAGGGAAGGCGGGCCGGCACGUGCGGCCGGUCUGAAGGCCGGCGACGUAAUAAUCUGGUGCAACGGACAGCGACUCACCGAUCUGCCGUUCGAGAGGGCCAUCGAGGUGAUGCGCAGCUCGGCGAUCCUCGACCUCGUGGUGCAACGACCUACGCCCAAUCACCUUUACGACUGUCCCGAGCCGCUCUGGACGCGCGGCUCCAGCGGUUACGACUCCGAGACGUCCAGCGUGGUGGCCGCGAGCCCGCCGCCCCAGCCGAGCAAUCCGUCGUCCUCGCCGCAGCAUCAGCACCAGGACGGCAGGAUGCAUCAGCGGUACCCGCGCGACGACGCCUGCAACAGAAACGGCAGAAUGUGCUGUCCCCUAGCGCUGUCUACUAGCAGUUGCAGCUCCUCCUCGGAUUGGGCGCACGUGGAGCAGGCGCCGGAAUGGACGCGAAAACCGAAUAACACGACCGUAAUUCGUGUUAAUCAGAGCUCGAACCAGAACCAGAAUCACCGGCCUGUACCAGGCGGUCAAUAUCAUUACAACCCGCGCGGCAAUUAUGAAGAUGACAUUGACAACGAACCGCUUUACGAUCCGGUGGCGCCUAGGAUCGACUACGAGGUACACGAUUUCGAUGCGAAUCCACGGGAUGAGGCUAAUCGGCGCUUGGCUUAUCGGCGAGAUAACGUGCGACAGCAAGACGUGAUUUACGACGGCCCCGCGGACGACUUGUCCAUGUAUCACAGCUCCAAAGAAGACGGCCAAGCGGUCGGCAAUCGAUUGGCAGACCUGCAACUCAUGCAAAGACAGAGCGAAGCCGAGAGGAAGACGAUAACGACCGUGGAAGUGCAUCAGUCAGUUUGUCCACCUGCACCGCCUCCGCCGCUUCCUUACAAAUGGCCAGCAGAGACCAAACCGAUGAAUGCUAUGGGCAUGCAAAUGGGCAGUACCAUGUCGAUGGGCAGCACCGGCUCCACGGAAACUGAGUCGAGCCUCGAGUCGUCCUGCAGCAAGGACUCCGCGUCGACAUCGUCGUCGCUGUCGACAUCGUCGUCCUGCGAACCCGCGUCCACCGUGUCGUACGGAUCGGCUACCGGCGGGUCCAGCAGCGUCGCCAGCAAAACGGAGACUUCAACGGCCGCAUACGCGACGGCGCGCAAUUGCACCGCCAGGACCUCGCCGAUCGCCAGCACCGAUUUGAGCACUGCUAUCACGCAGGAGUUGCAGAGGCGAGCACAACAGAGAAUGAAUAAUGCCGCUAAAGCGGAAGCGCCAAAGGAAAAAACUCCGGACAAUCGCAAGCCUCAGAAUCCUGAAGCUUUAAGGUCGCAGGAGCAAAAAGUCACACACGAUAAGCUAAUGGAGGAGUUUAAGCGUGCACACCAAAAGAUGUUCAAUUCCGCUCAGCAAAAGGCUCAGUCCGCGGAUCAAGCUUCUGAGAAGGAGCAAGAGAAGAGGAUACUCAAUGGGACCUCGUCAGCAACAACGUCGACAUCGACGGGUGCUCCGAUACCGCCACCAGCGCCUCCUCCACUUCCGCUUCCCUCUAAAAGUCGCGGCAACGACGACUCGGUGGAGAUGCAAAGCAUCGAGUCCUUCAAGCUGAAGGAGACGCCCAACACGGUACCGAAGCCACCGCCGACGUACUUCCCAGUGUCGAGCCCGUCCGCGGCCCCGAACGGGAGUCCGCGUCAUAUCGGAGGAAGUAAGCCGCCGACGUCCAACGGCAAGGACGCCGCGACGAGCCCGGUCGCGGAGUUCGCCAAGACUUCGCCCUCGUCAGCCUCGCCGACCAACGGCGCUCAGCCGGCGAAAUCGACCAUCGGUGGCAAGGUGGCCAUUAGGAUAGGCGCGUACGAGGGCGAGACCAAGCAGCCAUCGAGACUGGAAUUCUUGUCGCAGCAGACGCGCGAGAAAAACGGCACCGACGACGCGUCCACUAACGGUCCGGUUGUGUCCAGGCUGCAGAACGAGCUCGCGGCGACCCUACAAAGGUCGAAUCUCAGAAGAAAGACUGAAGGGGAGAAUCAAUCGCCCGUGAAGACCAUUCCCGAGAACGCAGUAACGUCCAGCAGCGAUACAACGAAUUCAGACUCGAACAAACAUUCUCAUGGCAGCGUUGAGAAGCUCGCCUCCACCCUCAACAACAAAGUCACCAUUAAAGUGAAUCCGGAAAACGGUAGUCGAUAAAAGUGCAAUGUGCGAGUUCAGUCGAAAGGACGUAGAGAAUGGAUCCUUGUACCUUCGUAAAUUUUGUACAUUUUUGCACGUUCCGCUAACUGUUUCGACUUUAUUAUACAAGUGAAAAGGCGCUCCCGCUAUUGGUGAGGUUCUUUUACACACGUACGUGUUUUUUAUAUCUUAUUUAUUAUCGUAUUAUAUAUACACUUCGAGUAAGGAGCAAAGGAGCUAAUUCUUAUUAACCGAGACAAGGUAUUACGACCAGUAUUUACCACGUGGUCCCUGUCUUUAAAUGUAAUCUACUGCGCGAUCGCGGCUAUGUACGAAUCUUAACAGAAAAAAUUCGACGAUACGUUGAAUUUCUAAAUAAAAACGACGAUACGUAAUACUUGGUUUUCCAA
Molecule: messenger RNA, 3488 nt
Organism: Odontomachus brunneus
Lineage: Eukaryota; Metazoa; Arthropoda; Insecta; Hymenoptera; Formicidae
Exons: 14
Coding region: 325-3096 (923 amino acids)
Biological process (GO): rhabdomere development
Cellular component (GO): stereocilia ankle link complex; stereocilium tip; plasma membrane
Molecular function (GO): protein binding
Source: RefSeq, a predicted model, not a curated record